UCAUAAAUGUGACUCGCGGUUUUAAGGGGGUUCGGGCAGCAGCAUAUCGAGGUAGGUACUUGACUGUAUGUCUAAUAUCGCUUUUUGGCCGGAGUGGAGCUGAACGUUUAGUCGACGUUUCCGUCUUCUGGCCCGCGAUAGAGAAGCUAGGAGCUAGCUUGCUAAAUAGAUAACUAUCCAACACGGGGACUCCUAAACUUUUCAGGUCCCUGGACUUACGUUUGACAAUCCCAGAAGCAUAACUUAGUAGCUGUGUUGAUCCAGAAGAAUUUCCAUGUCUGCAUCAGUGCUGGAAACCAAAAGAGAUGUCUGUUGAUGAGGAUACUGUAAAAACUGGCAGUCCACAGGCCAGCUCAACAUCAUCUCUGCAGCUAUCAGAAUGUACCGGAGGUUACAGCAAUAUAUCUGUGAUGGUGGAAGGUACCGCAGCCACCCCUGAUUUUGCAGCUGCUUGUCCUGUUCCGGGCACUGAAGCCUCACCAAAACACACCAGCACGACUAAAACGCGUACCCACUCAGACGAUGCUGAACAGAGAGCCAGAGGGAACGAGAAUAACAUCAAUCGCAGGAGCAGCUUUCAUCAUUCCAAACAACAGCAACAAACGAAACUAACAAAGCGUCGCAACACAGCAAACUCUAGUUUCAAGCAUCCGACAUCUGGCAAGAGGAGACGAAGGGCCAACUCUGAGAGUGACUCCGUCCUGCCUACCAACUUCCUCCUGGGUGGGAACAUUUUUGACCCACUGAAUCUCAACAGCCUGCUGGAUGAGGAGGUCAACAGGGCACUGAAUGCAGAGACCCCCAAAUCCUCCCCGCUGCCAGCGAAGAGUCGAGACCCUGUGGAGAUCCUCAUCCCCAGAGACAUCACAGAUCCGCUGAACCUGAACAGCGGGAUAGCAGGCAGCAGCUUUUUGGUGUCUCCCUACAAGAGUGGUGGCAGGAAGAGACACCGCAACAGACACCAUGGAGGUGGAGGUGGUGGUGGUAGUGGGAUUUCAACCACACAGAUCAACCUCUCAGAAUCUGGAAAAAGUGAGGUUAAAACUGGCACCUCCACACCGCUUCCAGGUAUGUUAGCCUCAUGUUCUACACUAGAUGUCUCAAAAGAGUCCAACAGUUUCUCCAGUGUCGCAGGAGAUUCCCAUGAGCACUCAGCUGACAACUCAGCCAGUGGCAAGGAGGAUAUGACAUCUGUAUCUAUGGAGGACUCCACUUCCUCCAUAUUGGGGGGGCCAAACCAGCACACAAGCAGACGCAAGCGUAGACGCAACUCUGGCAAAAUGGAGCCCCCUGUGACCCAUUCUACGCCAAUUGGAAAGUCAGGAUCUGGAGACAGGAGUUGUGGUACAGGGGGACCGAAAAAUGCUCAGUCCUUCCAAACACCAAGGAGUGGUCCCAAAACGGGGCCAGGAGGUCGCCAGCACCAGCAGCCCCACAAUCAGGCGAAGGAGCAACAGAAGAAGUUCCAGUAUGGAAACUACAAUAAGUAUUAUGGCUACCGCAACCCAGGAGCUAGUGAAGACCCACGGGUACGUGUGCUUCGUCCAGAAUGGUUUGAAGGUAAAGACGUUCUGGAUUUGGGGUGCAACUCAGGCCACCUAACACUUUAUAUUGCCAAAAUGCUAAGACCUGCCCGCAUAUUGGGUCUGGAUAUUGACAGUGGUCUGGUACAUGCAGCCCGUAAGAACAUCAGACAUUAUCUAUCUGAACUGCAGACCCAAGAGGCCAGGCGUGCAAUGCAGAGCACUAAACAGGAGGACAGGAAUGGUAAUGGCACAGACAAGAAGCACAAUGAAGCAGAGAGCAGGGAUGAAAAUGGGAAACCAGUGAAAGGAGAAAGUGGCCCUGCAGAGGCUGUAAAUGACAAUGACUCCUGUCACACACACGAGGCAGGGACCCAGAGGCAGGACAGCAAAACAGAUGAAAUGGAGCAGGAAGAUUGUGAUUCAACCCCCGCUGAUCACUCUGUGAGCUGCUCUUUUCCUGUGUCCCUUCGGAUCUCCAGGGGGCCCAUAGCUGCACCUCCACUGACAGAAACAUCCACCACACGGCCGGGGGAGUUCCCCUCAAAUGUGUCCUUCAUCAAGGCCAAUUAUGUACUGGAGAACGAUAAUCUUCUUUUGACUCAGCGGCCAGAGUACGAUGUGAUCAUGUGCCUGAGCGUUACCAAAUGGGUUCACCUGAACUGGGGAGACAGUGGCCUCAAGCGGCUCUUCAAGAGAGUCUACAGACAUCUCCGUCCUGGAGGCAUGUUCAUCCUGGAGCCACAGCCUUGGGAGUCGUAUGUGAGGAGGAAGAAGCUGACGGAUAACAUUAGCAGGAAUUAUCACAGCAUCCGCCUCAAACCUGACCAGUUUUCAUCAUACCUUACAACUGAGGUGGGCUUCUGCAGUUUUGAGUACCUUGGGGCCCCCAAGUGUUCAAUAAGAGGUUUUCAGAGGCCAAUCUACUUAUUUCACAAAUGACCGCUCCUGCCUUGAAAAUCAUUGAAUGUGAGUAGCCUAAACCACCACCAGCCAGCUGCCCUGGACUGCAAGGAAUCAUCUGAAACCUUAACAGUUACUCCAGCUACUCAGAUGCUGAAGAUGAAAUUCAGAAAGGAGAAUGGGUCCAAAAGUGGAAUUAAUUUUCUAAAGAUGAGAUCUGUAGAGAAGAGGCACCUAUCAGAAUCCUCUGUGACUACAAAUUCUUAAAAACGUAUGGCCUGAACUCAGAUAGGACUCCACAAUGUAUAACCUGGAGCCAAACAUCACAGUUUGGCCAGACUGUGGAAGAGGUGCUCAUCUGAUCAUUUCCUUGGACUAUCCUAGUGCUAAUGAUGCCUCAGUUUGAUGCACGGCCAUAACAUGUGUUUGAAUAUCUUUGACCAUAUAUCUUUACUUUCAUAACUUUGUUCUGUGCCACCACAUCACCAUACAUUAUACCUAUCAGGGUUGGGCAAUAGGGCAGACUUUUCCAAUUGGCCACGAUCACCACUUGAACUGGCGAUAAAUGGUGUAUUCACCACAUUAGCUAUGUGACCCAUUGUGUGUUGCAUCUGCAAAGCUGCAGUAUACCACUGGAUUACAAAGCCAUUAAACAGAUCAUACUGACAUGAUGUCUGUUGAAAAGCCACACUGGAGAGCAGGUAAUGUGUUUUAUGCUUUUAGGACACUGUGCAGGCUAUCGGUGUAUAAAGCCCUGUAUUACCGGCUCCAUUCCAACUACUGGUGGCAUAGGAAUUGUGCUCUUAGUGGUUAAAUAUCAUGUUUGAAGCCUUGAAUCCUGUUGCGGCAGACAUAAAUGCACAUAUUUUGGUGAAAUGAAAACAGCCAAAUAAAUUCCAUCAGCCACAGAGUCGGUCUAUAGCUGCUGAUGUAUUUGUCCCAUCUCCCAACCCUAAUAUAUAGUUUGUCAUUACUUUGCAAAAUAGGCCUAAGAGCUGAAUGAACUUUGAUCUGUUACAGACCUGCAAAAAUGUAUAAUUCCACAUUUUGAAAUGGACAAUUGCACAAACCGAAGACCCUAUGAAGUGGAAAGUAGCUCGUCUAAGUGAUAAAGACAAUGAUGCACGAUGAGAAAUGUGCAUUCAAAGCAGCCAAAACAACAAACAUCCAGUGAAAUAGUGAGUGCUUACUCAGUGCACAGCCAAGAAGUUUCAAGGUAUUGUAUUGUCUUUUUUUUUUUUUUUUUUUUUUUUUUUUUUUGUAGUAGUAGUAGUAGUCAAUUCUUUAAAAACUGUCGUAAUGAAUAACGAUGCAGUCAUCAGAUAUUAGAUUAUGUCAUUAUAACAUGGAGAUAGUAUUUAGUUUUAGCAGGCUUACUACCACUGGGAGGAGUACUUAGUAUGGCACUUAAAACCUGACAUCAGCUUAAAUGUUAAAUCCAAAAGUGCAAGUUAAAAAAUCAGAUUCCUACAUUUUCAAGAGAAGAGUUUUAGCUGUUUUGAUUGUAAACUUUCUACAAACCUUCAGGCCGGUUUAAUUUACUUGAGAGCUUGAACUGUUUAGGAAGCAACAAAUCACUUCAUGGAUUCUUUAAGCCUUUUCGAUGCUCCAUCCAAAUGGUAGGGGGCACAUUUGAGCUGUGAUGACACCCAGGUGUUGGCUCAACUCAAAAUAAUUCAGCACAGAGACCACAAGGAAUAUUUUGCUAGGUAGAGCUGUGAGUAUGCAGUGAUCUGUUUUUCUUUUUUCUAAUGACAGUUAAGCCAUAGCCCCACCUUUUUAUAUGUUGUUUACAAUGUCCUUCAUGAGGUGCUGACUGAGAGUAUAAUUGAGUGUAAAAUUGAAGGCAGAGACCUGUUAUUAGAGAGUUGCUACAAUGUCUUCAAUGGUCUGACACAUGCAUUGUUUGGACAGGCAUUAAUUCAACAGCAUCAGAAUCAUGUGUGAUGCUUUUCUAGCUCCAGAGUUAGACUCAACUUCUGUAAGACUAAAUUUUACAUUUUUAGAAAAUGGAUUGUUACUAAAAUGUCUGAAAUAUAUCCAUAUGAUUUUUUUUACCAAAUUGAAAUAUUAAUAUUCUGUUUGUAUUGAAGCGCUGCCAAAAUAUUUUAUGGGUCUUUUCCUCUUGAAUUUGACAAAAUAUGCCAUGAUCAUCUUAGUCUUUGGCCUAAUGAGGACAGUUAUGAGUUAACAUGAUUGUAUCUUUAUUGGUGUGCACCGCUUAUCUACAUCCUUUCAUUCUAAGUGGCUCGGACAGAGAUUCUUCCUUUUUUGUUUGACUGGUUGAAUUACAGCAUUUGGCAUACUAGGGUAGGAGAUGAUGAUUUAUGUUUCUAUUUUAGUAAGUGAUCAAUGUAAAUACGUUUGCAAAUUUUGUUUUACUGUUGUCAAUAUUACGUUCAUAACUGCUUUUGUCAUUUUCCAGUGAAUUUUUUUUUUUUUUUUUUUUUUUUUGGUCUUGUUUUCAAAUGUUUGCUGCCAAGUUGUGAGUGAGUCACAAGUCAGAGUUUUUGUCCUAAAACGGAUCGCUAAUCCAGCUCUGUAACAACAAAUGAAUAUGUACAUUGCAAAGUUCUGAUGUGUUCGCUUUGUUCUGUCCUGGCAGGCACAUGGAUUGUUAGAUUGGCUCUUUAUUUUUUUAUAAACUGUUUGAAAGGAGUGUUGUUGUCAAUGCACUCUCAUUUCACUUCGUUUGAUACUUCAUUUGAAAUUCUUCAAAAUAGAAAAAAAUUUGAAUGCUUUUUCCAUCAAAUUUUUUAUAACAAGUUGUGGAACACUGAUUAACCUAUAAAAUGAAGCUUCAGGUUACAUUUUGAAUUGAAAGUGAAUUGGCCUCAACCUCAGUUGACCUAUCAGACAGGGCACCAAAUCACACCUUUCUCCUAAACUCAGACAAUCGGAUUCUCAGGCUUAGUUCCGCCCACUGCUGUAAUUUCAAGGGCAUUUUGCUUUUUGCAUUUUUAACAAAAGUAUUUGUUCGUGCAGAUCACAUAAUGGGCGUUUUGUGCUUUGCCACCAGUGUUAAAGAUUGCACCUUACUGUCUCAGCAGCGGUAUCUUACAGAUUUUAACCCAGUAGGCCUGACUUGUAAAUUCAGGUAUCCAAGCUAAAGCAUGUCUUUGCUGGAGAUGUGAAAUUGCACGUUGUCAUACAGUGCUGUAUAAACUUUUUGUACUCCCCUUGAUGUUUUGCCCAAAUUUAUUACUAUUUCAAAUUUGUGGUGCUCAGAUCUCAUAUUCAUGUUAUAGUAGUGUACAAUACAGUUUUGUGCAAUAUUUGCUCUUAAAAAUUGUUAUUCUGCCCUUUUAGCCAUCUCAUUGGAAUGAAUUUGAAAGUGUAGGAUGGAUUAAGAGGAGUGUAGUUUUGAAUGUGAAAGGGUUUAGGGUCCAAGUUUUCAUGUUGCAAAGAAAACAAAAAGUAAAUAUGACAAGAUAAAUUGCAGUGAAAGCACACCCAUUGUAUUUUUUUAUUUUGUAUUUAUAGUUAUGUAUUUACGUGUUUUGUAUUUGCAACGUGAAGACUGGGGACCCAUUCUAAGAUAUGGAUUUAGUGAAUUAUAGUAUUUGGUUAUCUGGCUUUUUGCUGAGAGAAAGCUCAGAGCUGUUCUGGGUUUUCUUUAACAAUAUUACGCAGAUAACUUUAUAAUCCUGCUUGUUGCAACAGACCUGUGGGUGCCACAGAAAGUAAACUUCACAUUCAGCACUGCUCACAUUUUCUACAUUUUCACUCAUCCUAUACACUAAAAUCCCAGUGAUUUCUUUAACAGCAAAGCAGUUUUCAAUGGCAACUAAUGUUUAAAACCUGUAGCUACAACCCACUUAUAAGAUUUGAGCAGCAUUAGCAAUGAAAUCAUCAAAUAUUUGUCAGAAACACAAUAAAGCCCUGACAAAAAAAGUUUUCUAAGAUGAAAGUACAUAAAACUGUAGUGAAAUAGCUAAAACUGGUUGCAUUAAACAAAAUAAUGUAGCACAACUGAUGCUCAAACUCAAGGGGUGUAUGAUUUUUAAUGGCACUAAAAUUUGUGUCUCCAUGUUGAAUUUGCACUGUUGACUCGAAGGAAUUGAACUAGUUUAGUACCUUUUUGCAGUUAAAGUUGAUGUUUUACAUGUACCUUAACUUCCCUAGAAUCAGUUUUCUGGAAAAACUGUACCCCCUCUGUCAGGGAAGCUUUUCAUUUUCAUGCCUCUGAACAACAAGAUAUAUCUGAAUGUUUCUUUGUGUUUAACAUUUUAAUUGAUUAAAAGUGGUUCCAGA
Molecule: messenger RNA, 6680 nt
Organism: Siniperca chuatsi (mandarin fish)
Lineage: Eukaryota; Metazoa; Chordata; Actinopteri; Centrarchiformes; Sinipercidae
Gene: mepcea
Product: methylphosphate capping enzyme a
Exons: 6
Coding region: 306-2465 (719 amino acids)
Biological process (GO): snRNA modification
Molecular function (GO): snRNA binding; RNA methyltransferase activity; O-methyltransferase activity
Source: RefSeq, a predicted model, not a curated record